AUGUCAAACAAAGUGAGUGACCAUGCCCAUGUCGAAACAGAGGACAAAGAGAAGAAAGGAAAGGAAGAAAAAGAAGAAGUGACUUUGAAAUUACCAAAACCUACAGAUGAUGCUAGAGCCAAGUGGAUUGUUCACUGCAAUCGCAAUGUCUUGAAGGACUCCAUGGUCAGUUCCGCAAGCUUCGAGGAGUGCAGCAUCAAGACGUAUGCUAUGCGACCAGCGCUGGAAUGGGCGCUCAUCAAUUUGCACGGAGAUUCAUCUUUGGAAGAUAUGUUUAUGCUCCUCUACAGGCUCUUCACCGGCCAUACAAAAUUGAAGCUUGGACCUCCUGGAACUGCAGAGGAGGACACCCGACGCUGGGCUCACACCUUUGCCACUUUGGUGGCCUACCUGAAGCCAGAGACCAUGGAGCAUGGUUUCCUGGCAAGUUUCAUCAACGUUUUCGCCCACAACUUCGACGAACUUUGGACGAGCGAUGGACAAUCCGCCCUACCAAAGCCACCCGGAAACGAGCUUGGAAGGAGCCAAUCCCGGGAACUGGUGCAUGAACGCUUCCUGACUGAGCUUCGGAGUUGGAUCUUGGACCACAAGGAACGCCUUGUUUGGCCUUCUGGGGGUGAUGAGGACUGGAGCGAAGUUGGGGCGAUAUCAAGGAUUCGACAAAGUAAAGGGUUGGAAGGAAAACUGGACAACCAUCUCAUGCGAUCUACUUGUACCGCAGUUUCCUUUUGGCUCAUUGAAGAAUGGAGAGGUUAUGAGAGGAUAGUGCAGCAUCCGAAGAUGAGAUUAACGACCGAGAACAAGUUUUAUUGA
This is a messenger RNA of Cladocopium goreaui, 813 nucleotides long. Lineage: Eukaryota; Dinophyceae; Suessiales; Symbiodiniaceae. The record is from the annotation of a GenBank genome assembly.